This is a messenger RNA of Medioppia subpectinata, 978 nucleotides long. NCBI's taxonomy places the organism in Eukaryota, Metazoa, Arthropoda, Arachnida, Sarcoptiformes, Oppiidae. The record is from the annotation of a GenBank genome assembly.
AUUAGAGUAUUGGUUGAAUUCGAUACUCCCGGACACACGACCUCUUGGGGAAGGGGACAGAAGGGGAUUCUCACUGAAUGUUACACUAAUGGCACCAAAAACGGAAAGACCGGACCAUUAGAUCCGACUAAAGAGAAUGUCUACACGUUUUUGGAGGAAUUGUUUACCGAAAUCGGCACCACUUUUCCCGACCAAUACAUUCAUUUGGGUGGCGAUGAGGUGGACUUUGGCUGUUGGGAGUCUAAUCCAGACAUCAAUAAGUUUAUGAAAGAGAAAAACAUAACAACUUAUGCAAAACUGGAGGACUAUUACAUGCAAAGAGUAUUGAAUAUCGUGAAGAAACUUAAUAAAAGCUACAUUAUUUGGGAAGAAGUGUUCAACAACGGUGUAGAGCUGAAGCCGGACACUGUUGUCCACGUGUGGAUCGGCUCGUGGGGUACUGACAAAGAAAAGUAUUGGCGCCCGGAGUUGCGUAACGUAACCGCUAAGGGUUAUAGAGCUAUACUGUCUUCGUGUUGGUAUUUGGAUUUGAUUAGUUUCAAGCAAUCGGGUGCGGAAACAGGCGUUCAAGACUGGAAGGACUACUACCGGUGCGAACCCCACAGUUUCAACGGUACUGAAGAGCAAAACAAACUGGUCAUCGGCGGUGAGGCCGCUCUUUGGGCCGAGUAUAUGAACGGGGGCAAUUUUAUUAGCAGAACAUGGCCGCGGGCAUCGGCUGUGGCUGAAAGACUGUGGAGUCCGAAAAGUAUGGACAGCACUGAGAAAGCGUUCAACAGAUUUCAUAAACAGACGUGUCUUAUGAUUGAAAGAGGUUUGGGUGUCCAGCCCUGUGACGGACCCGGUUAUUGCCGAUGCGAUUAUACGCUAUAACAUUAGAAUAUAAAUGACUUAUAAAAAUUUGCAUUGAUUACAUAAUUAUAAACUAAACUUUAUAACUAUGUAAUCGUUGAGUAAUUAUUUCAGAAACUAAACGCU